This is a messenger RNA of Pristis pectinata (smalltooth sawfish), 1558 nucleotides long. RefSeq names its product FGGY carbohydrate kinase domain containing (gene fggy). Lineage: Eukaryota; Metazoa; Chordata; Chondrichthyes; Rhinopristiformes; Pristidae. The transcript is spliced from 13 exons. Gene Ontology annotation, molecular function: kinase activity; phosphotransferase activity, alcohol group as acceptor. Bases 33 to 1352 code for a protein of 439 amino acids. The record is from RefSeq and is a predicted model, not a curated record. Gene Ontology annotation, biological process: carbohydrate metabolic process.
AUGAUGUAGGGGUGAACAACAGGAACAUUAUCAUGUGGAUGGAUCAUCGAGCAGUUGAUCAAGUAGACCGAAUAAAUCAAACAAAACACUGUGUGCUAGGCUACGUGGGUGGAGUGAUGUCCCCAGAAAUGCAGCCACCUAAACUUCUUUGGUUAAAAGAAAAACUGCGAAGCAUUUGCUGGGAAAAAGCUGGUCAUUUCUUUGAUCUCCCUGAUUUUCUGUCUUGGAAAGCCACAGGUGCAACUACAAGAUCUCUCUGUACCUUGGUUUGUAAAUGGACCUACUCUGCACAAACGGGCUGGGAUGACUCCUUCUGGAAGCAGAUUGGACUCGAAGAUUUAACAGUCAACAAUCAUUCUAAAAUAGGGAAUCAUGUGUUGUCUCCUGGCAGCCGAGUGGGAAAUGGCUUGACAUCAGUUGCUGCUCAAGAGCUGGGGCUAUCCAAGGGAAUUGCUGUGGCAGCAUCUCUGAUCGAUGCCCAUGCUGGAGGUUUAGGUGUGAUUGGGGCAGAUGUAAGAGGUUCCAACUUGCCUUGUGAGAACAAGCCAAUUACUUCAAGGCUUGCUCUCAUCUGUGGAACAUCCUCCUGUCAUAUGGGGAUUAGUAAAAGUCCAAUAUUUGUGCCUGGUGUUUGGGGCCCUUAUUACUCCGCUAUGGUACCUGAUCUAUGGUUAAAUGAAGGUGGACAGAGUGCUACAGGAAAACUGAUAGAACAUGUUGUUAAAAGUCAUGCUGCAUUCCCAGAACUGGAGUCCAAUGCCAAGGCCAGUGGGAAAAAUGUCUACAUGUACUUAAACUGUCACCUGGAGUCCAUUAAAAAGUGUUCUGCUGUGGGCAUGCUAACAGUUGAUUUACAUGUUUGGCCUGAUUUCCAUGGUAACAGAUCUCCCUUUGCAGAUUCUACCCUAAAGGGCAUGAUAACUGGAUUAGCACUGUCCAACAGUCUUGAUGAUCUUGCUAAGCUGUACUUAGCUACAGUUCAAGCAAUAGCACUGGGAACCCGUCACAUUUUGGAAACAAUGCAGAAUGCAGGACAUCAAAUCAAUACACUCUUUAUGUGUGGUGGAUUGAGCAAGAAUCUCCUGUUUGUCCAGAUGCAUUCAGACAUCUCAGGUAUGCCAAUCGUCCUUGCCGAGGAGGUGGAGUCAGUUUUAGUGGGCGCUGCUAUUCUGGGAGCCUAUGCCUCAGGGGACUUUAAAUCUAUACAGGAAGCUAUGGAAAGAAUGGGAAAGAUUGGAAAAAUAAUUUAUCCAGACCUGGAGCAAAAGAGGUAUUAUGACAGCAAAUAUAAAGUUUUCCUGAAGCUUGUUGAUCACCAGAGGGAAUACAGAACUAUCAUGCAAAACAUCUGAUUGCCACAGCAUUCUAGAGAAAAUGGCCAGAGUUCAUUCAAAAUCUUUUACAACUUUCCAAGUGAAAUUACGGUUACUAGAUUGCUGUCUUUGUUCUUUAUGAGAAAGAUUAUACUGUGUAAAACAUAAACUUAAAUUUUGGAUGAUUCAUUUGGAAGAAAUGUUACAUUGUGUAUUCCAAAUAAAAAAAACAUUUAAUGUGAAAA